Rotaria sordida is the source of this 852-nucleotide messenger RNA. NCBI's taxonomy places the organism in Eukaryota, Metazoa, Rotifera, Eurotatoria, Philodinida, Philodinidae. The record is from the annotation of a GenBank genome assembly.
AUGUCAUUAUUAUCAGGAAUAAUACUUAUUUUUGCUCUUCUUAUCUGUUUUCAUUGUUGGACACGUUUAUCUAAUAGAUUACCAUUAGGUUUUGUCUAUGUACAUGAUGUUAUACCAGAUAUACAAAUAAGUUUACGUUAUGCAAGUGAAGAAAAUUUUAUAGGACAUAUUAUUAAUGGUUAUUUAUCAAAUGUAUCAAUAAUAACUGAAGCAGCAGCUAUUGGUUUAAAACAAGCACAGUUAUUAGCAAAAAAAAAUGGUUAUGAAUUAGUUAUUUAUGAUGGAUAUCGUCCACAAAAAAGUGUUAAUCAAUUUGUAAAUUGGAGUCAAAAUUUAAAUGAUUCACAAAUUAAAAAAAAAUUCUAUUAUCCACAUAUUAAUAAAGAAGAUUUAUUUAAAUUUGGUUAUAUUGCUGAAAAAUCUGGUCAUACAAGAGGAAGUACAAUUGAUUUAACUUUAAUUUUACUCGGAAAAUAUGUACAAAUUCCUUUAAAACCAAUUGAAAGAAAUUUAACGGAUAAUUCAACAAUAUUCUAUUUAGAUGAUGGUACAAUUGAUAUGGGUUCAUCAUUUGAUUUAUUUGAUGAUGCAUCACAUACAAAUAGUACACUUGUUAACAAAAUUUAUCAAGAAAAACGCCUAAUGUUAAAAAAUCUAAUGGAACAAGCUGGUUUUAUUAAUUAUGAUCAAGAAUGGUGGCAUUAUACACUUAAAAAUGAACCAUUUCCAGAUACAUAUUUUGAUUUUGAUAUUGAAUCAUCAUGUUCAUUUAGAAAUCAAAAACAAAAUUAUUUUUCGAAACUUUUUAUUCUAUUCAUAAUUUCAUGUCAUUUCAAAUCGAUUGAUAUAUAA